GUUUUCAUGUGACCUCACUUGGGAGGAGAUCUCUAGGUUGUUUCCAGAGACAUGGGAGAUUCCUCCAAGUCUAAUUCAUACCUUGAUUUUAUUAUUUAUUUUAAAUUUAGAUCCAGGUAUUGAUAAAAUUCAAAUGUCAGAGUACAGAGGCUUGUGGGAUUUUUCUUCUCACGUUUCACAAAGAUUUAGCAGCAUGCUGGUUUCAGAUCAAAACUCUAGAAGCCUCCAUCACCACAUUUCCUGUUUGUAACUGAACAAAGUACACACAAAAGAUUUUAAGAAACAGAAGAGAGAAAAAAACGGAGGCAUAGAUAAAGACAAGGUUUACUGCCACACUGCUUCUCACGUAAGAGCAACGUUACUUAGGAAAAAAGGUUUGGGGAAACAUUUUUAAUCCAUACAUUUGCCUAUGGCUACAUAAGGAUUUUUCUGAGAAAAGAAGCAUGUCAGAAAAUGGAUGCCAGUUUUAUGUCUGGGCAAUUCUAGCCUUCUUGGGUUUAGCUUUGACUAUAUCGCUGAUCUUCAACAUUUCGCACUAUGUGGAAAAGCAGCGCCGAGAUAAAGUAUACUUGUACUCCGAUGACUACAUUCCCAGGGAAGAUGAGUAUGAUUUUGAAGACACACCAAUUUAUGGUAACUUAGGUAACGUGAUCUCAGAACCAGUGGAUGAGAACUGCUAUGAACAAAUGAAAGCUCGACCAGAGAGAUCUGUAAACGAACCGAAAGAAGACACCCCACCUGCACAGGAAACUGAAGAAAAAUUGUGCUAUGCCUCACUAGAUCGCAGCUCUGAGGGGAAGCGCAAAAAGCCCAAGAAGCAGAAAUCUUAUUUGUCAGACAGGAAUGAAGAUGGGCAGGCACCCAGCCUUUCUAAGACCACUUUGGUGGAUGGUUUCUCACUAGAAAGCCAAACAAUAGAGGAAAACAUUCAUGAUGACCCCAUCAGGCUGUUUGGAUUGAUCCGUGCACAGAAAAAAAAUGUAAACUAGCUGGACUGUGAUCUAGCUCAAUGAUCCAGUUCUUACUGGACAUGGUUGCUAAACAAAACAAGAUCCCCAUAUGACAGCAUGAUUUGUCAGGGCGAUGAUCUGAUUGUCUGUUGGUGGGAUGGUGGCUUGCCUCUUACCCAGAGCGUACAUUCACACAUAGAAAAUGUUGUACCAUACAAAUUAGUUAUUUAAAUUAGAUAUUUGAAUUCACUUUAAAAAUACUUAUGGAGUAAAAUGUAAAUGAAAUCAAAUUUGCAAAUCGAUCCUGAUAACAAAGUCAUUUCAAAACAAUUCUUAAUACUCAAUGAAAUCAACCCCCAAAAAUGUUUUAAGCAUAAAUAUGUUUUGGAUUGUGUUGGAAGAAAAAUAAAAGUCUUUUUUUUAAACAGUUCUUUUUCACCAAUGUGAAAAACAUAAUUGAAAGAAAUUUCUGAUUGAAAUUUAAAACAUUAAAACAUUCCUAAGAGAAGAGGGAUAAUCUUCUUCUGAAGAAAAUAGUUAUCCCAGAUGGAAAUAUCUUUAUUAGUUUUAAAGCUAUUAUAAAAUUCAUGCAUGUGCCUUGUAACGAGUAUCAAAAAGCAUUUAGAUAUUCCACUAGCCAGAGAUAAUUACUGUGAUCAACUCUCUAUAAUCCUUCUAAAUAUUUUUCUGAGCAUGACCAUAUAUAUGUUCAUUACUUGUUUUUUUAAACAAAAAGGGGAAUGUUAAUUUUAUACAUAUUAUUUAAAAUUUUUAACUCAAUAUAUUGUGGACAUUUCCAUUAUUAUUUUUAACUAUAAAUACAGUUAUAAUUUUAAUGCCUGCCUAGCAGUUGAAGUACAUUUAGCUCAUUUCCAAUCUAUUUUUUUGCCUUUACAAAUAACAUUUGUAAUGCAACUGCAUUUCUGCACAUAUUUGAGUAUUGUCUGACUUCUGAGGCUAAUAAAAUCUAGGAGAAGAAUCAUUGCUUUAAAAGCUGUACAUAGCAUGAGUCUUUAUAGAGUAUAUUUCUGAAAAGUGGAACGUUUGGUCAAAAAUGUGUGUUCUGUGUAAAUUCUGAUAAGUGCGCUUAAAUUGCUCUCCAAAAAAAUAUUUUAAAAAGCUAUCUCCAUUUGGAGUAGGAAUUUAACUGGGUUUCAAAUCAUCACUGGCUAAGAAAAUUAUACAUGACAGCUAUCAGUGCUCUCUGACUGGAGCUUAGUAGAUUUUAGUCUGUCUUCAGUUGUUUGUGGAGCUGCUGCAGCAGUUUAGGUGCUAAAUUAUACAAUGAAGAGGAAAGAGAGACUCUGCACCCACUGAACUACAGUCCAGGAGAAAAGGCAAGUAUCAGGCUAACAAAGAAAAGUGUAGAAAUGUGAUUAAGAAAACAGAAGAAUGGGAGAUACUACUGGAGAGAGGGCAUCUCUGAAGAGGGAAUUUUCAUUCUGAGAAGUGAACAGUGAGAAGGAGCCACCCGCAUAAAAAGAGGAAGGAAGAGCACCUUUUGUAGAAUUCUAUCAUUCAGAAGUGUCUACUUCAGUCAAUAAUUAAUUUCCAUGAUGAGUCUGUAGAAAAUCAAAUGCUAAUAACAAAGAAAAAUAAUUUAAUUUGUCCACAAUGCCAUAGGAAAUGCAAAAAAAAUUAACAUGUAAGGGAAGAAGAAAAAAAAAAUCAGGUUACUUAUUUCACAGAAGAACCAAGAAAAACCCACAAUAAAUAAAUGAUUAAUAGUUACAUGUUGACUUUAAGUUUUUGCUUAAUUUAAAAUAAUCUUUGCUAUCAUAUGUGUUACGUUGUUACAUUUCUAUAUAUACCACGGCUCAGUUAAAAUUUGAUUUGCAUUUUUGGCAGUUAUUUUUUCCUGUAACUUUUCCACAUCAUUCACUUACCUAGUACCUAGAGAUAUUUGAAUUUUUUCCCUCUGGUUUAUAUCAUUUGAAUUUCAAAAUAUUUCAAAGUUUUAUGCACCAAUUUAUCUGAUGCCCAUUAGUCAGGAAGGUUUUUAGUUACAAAUUUAAAUUCUUUAAUAGAUAUAAAGGCCCUUCAAGUUAGCGAUUUCUUAUUGAGUGAACUUUUUAAGUUUGUGUGAUUUGAAAUGUCCCUUUCAUCUCAGUUGUUGAAUUUAUUGGCAUGAAGUUGUUCAAAAUACCCUCAUAUUCUUUGAAUAUCUGUAGAAUGUGUAGUGAUUUCACCUCUCUUUAAUACUAAUAAUUUGCUUCUUUUUCCCCAAUCUGUCUGGAUAGAGAUUUAACAACUUACUGAUUUGCUAAAGAACUAAUUAUUGUUCACAUAAUUUUAUUGUUUUGAUAUUUCUGUCCCAUUUGCCCUCUGAUCUAUAUUAUAUCCUUUAUUUUGCCUA
Molecule: messenger RNA, 3306 nt
Organism: Sus scrofa (pig)
Lineage: Eukaryota; Metazoa; Chordata; Mammalia; Artiodactyla; Suidae
Gene: TRAT1
Product: T cell receptor associated transmembrane adaptor 1
Biological process (GO): negative regulation of receptor recycling; positive regulation of T cell receptor signaling pathway
Cellular component (GO): T cell receptor complex
Source: RefSeq, a predicted model, not a curated record